This is a messenger RNA of Paramecium octaurelia, 2774 nucleotides long. NCBI's taxonomy places the organism in Eukaryota, Ciliophora, Oligohymenophorea, Peniculida, Parameciidae. The record is from the annotation of a GenBank genome assembly.
AUGGAAUUAUAAAAUUAUACAAAUUAUACUCCCCACACUUGGCUUUAAGAUGUACCAGUUAAACUGACUAUCUCUAAUUUAUGGGACGGAAACAAUGUACUGGAUUCACUCGUAAAUUUUAUCAUAUAUAACCCAAUAGAUAGAUGAUCCCAAUAAAGACGAGCAACUUAUUAUUGUGGCCUCGCUCUACAUCAAUGGCCAGUUACAGUACCCAACCAAGACAUUCAAGGCCUUUAGCAGGCACUCCUUACAAAAAUAAGAAACCAUUUUUUUUAAUUCCAAUAUUAAGGACUUAUCAUACAAUUCCUUAAUAGCCUUGAGCAUAUACAGCACUCAAUAGAAAUAUGAGGAGGCUAAACCCUUGGGAUCAACGACAUUCCCUUUGUUCGAUGAAAAUUUGAAAUUAAGAGAAGGAAAAAUCAAUUUGCUUAUUUGGCCGAAUACCCAACCAGACACAAGUUUUAACUCCAAAACACCAGGUCUUGUUAAGGAUAGAAACAUUCAGGACUUGAAUUUUUGUACUAGAAAAAUAGAUGAAGUCUCAAAAGGUGAGCAGAAUGACACCAAUAAAAAUUUAUCAAAAUAAAACCUUCAAAUCAGAUUGUAUUAUCUCAGCAAGAUAAUACCCACAGCAUUUCUGGAAGUCUAAUUGGAUCAAUAUUUCUAAUAGCCCAUCCUUUUUGAGGACUACGAAUAUCCUCAAAACGAUACGGAAUAAUAAAUAAUCGGUGGAGGAUAUUAUAAAUAACCCGAAGAUCAAAUCGCAAAUCAAGCUAAAGCUCCUACCUAAAGAAUCUUUAUUGAUCAAAAUUAAUUGAGCGACACCUUCAGAACCAGUGACUUUGAUUAAGAGUUUGGCAAACCUGAUCCCAUUCACGAUAUGAUGAACUUAAUUUUGAGGUAUAGUGAUCAUCCAGAAACAUUAAAACCUCAAAAGGAUGAAGAGGAAAAAAUGAGGAAAAUGAUGGCUCGACCUUUGAUUGGAGAACUCAAAAGUGAUGACAAACAACUAUUUGUUAAAUAUCGAUAUUGGGCUAUGUAAUAUGGUAGUGCUUUGCCAUUCUACCUCCACUCAGUUGCUUGGCAAAAUCAAAAGGAAGAAUAGGAUGCCUUAACCUUAAUGAAAAAGUGGUCUCCUAUUGACAGAGAGGAUUGUCUCUUUUUAUUGUCUUCCUUCUUUUGUGCAAAUGAAUUUAAAAAAUCUAAGAGGAAUAAAGGUAGUAUGUUGGAAAUUAGAAAAUAUGCUGUUGAACAAUUAAGUAAGUUAAGUGACGAAAAGAUUGAAAAUGUUUUAUUGUAAUUAGUGUAGGCAUUAAAAUAUGAACCUUUUGACGAGUCAGAACUCGUUAAUCUAUUGUUUGAGAGAGCCAUCAGAUCUAAAUCAUUAGCUACUUAUUUGUAUUGGUAUCUUCAUGUAGAGAAGGAUGGCUGGAAUGCUGAUUCCAAGAACAUUAUUCUAGCCUUUUAUAAUAAUACAUUCGAAAGUAUUCUAAUAUAUUAAACAAUAAAUUAGAUUUGGAAUCAAUGCUGAGUUCCAAAAAUGAAAAGCUCUUUAAAGAUAUUUAGGGACAAUCCAAAUUUAGAUAAAAACUGCAAAGUCUAGCCACUGAAAUCCGAUCUCUAAAAAACGAUAGGCAAUUCAGAAUCAACUACAUUAAAAACUAAUUGUCAUAAUCUGCCUAUUAAAAUUCAUCAGAAUUACCAUAACAUCCAUGUUGUCUUUAUCCAGAAUAUGAAUUGAUUAGAGCUGUCCCAGAGAGAACUACCAUAUUUUCAUCAGCCAUGGCUCCAAUUAGAUUGGGAUUCCAUGUAAUCAAAGGAGAUGAGGAAUCUGAGAUUAAGUUAAUCUUCAAAAACGGAGAUGAUUUAAGAUAAGAUCAAUUGGUAAUGUAGAUUUUUAAUUUAAUGGAUGAAUUACUUAAAGGAGUUAGUUAAGAUAUGAAAUUAUUACCCUAUAGAAUUCUUGCCUGUUCUAAAAGUGAUGGAUUUUUAGAGUUCGUCCCUGAUAAUGUAACACUUCAAGAAAUCAUCAUCAAUAAAAAACAAGGGAUGCAACCUUAUUUAAGAUAGAUUUCAGAAGAUAAAUUGAACCCUUACUAUUGGAAGACCUUGACCUUGAAAAAUAAUGUAAUAACAAUUUAUAUUCUAGGAUUAAAAAGAUCUUGAAAAUCUUAAAAUUAUACAAGAUCAUAUUGAUUAAGUUGUUAAAAAAGCUCCAUAUGGUAUUAAUCCAACUUUUAUGACCAAUUACAUCUAUUCUAGUGCAGGAUAUUGUGUCUUAACAUAUUUCCUAGGAAUUGGAGAUAGACAUUUGGAGAAUUUACUAAUUAACAAUGAAGGCAAGAUGUUUCAUAUUGAUUUUGGAUUCAUCUUGGGCAAAGAUCCAAAACCAUACCCACCUCCAUUUAAAUUGUGUCCAGAAAUGGUGGAAGCCAUGGGAGGGUAGAAAUCAGAUUUAUACACUUUAUUCAAAUCAAAAUGUGUUGAGGUUUAUGUCUACUUAAGAAGAUAUGCUAAAUUGAUUAUAAAUCUAUUUCUUUUGAUGGCUGAUGCUGGUAUUAAAGACUACAGUUAAGAAGCAAUUGAAUAGAUGUAUGAAAAAUUUAGAUUGGAUGACAGUGAUGAGAAUGCUGAAAUUCACUUUUUAGGCUUAUUAGAAGAGUCCAUUAACUCUUUAUUUGCUAAAAUGACUGAUAAGUUACAUUUCUGGGCUAGUUAUAUGAGAAAAUGAUAUUUCUGUUAAUUUACAAAAAUUCAUCCAUUCUUAUUCACAA